AUGCUGCUGCAAACGGGCACUCCAGGCGCUGCUGGGGCCACGUUCCUUAUCCUUGCACAGCUAUUCACUAAGCUUUUCACGUUUGUUUCCAACCAAUUGCUUGUGGGCAGUAUAUCGCCAGAGGUUAUGGGCGUCGUGGCAGUGAUGGAGUUUUACGUGUCGUUUGUGUUAUUUUUCAGCCGUGAGUCUGAACGGUUGACGAUCCAGCGUGCUACUGGCCUGUCGAAGGGUACUGUGCAGCAGAAAAUCGUUAAUUUUGCUUACAUUCCAUUGUUGAUCAGUGUGCCAUUAUGCAUAGCUGGGUACUUGGCUGUGAAGGAUACUGCCGUGUUGAACACGUCCUUUUUGUUGGAAUAUAGACCGCUUGCAAUUGGGUUAGUGGUGGUGCUGAUAUUGUUGGAAUUGGCGGUGGAGCCGUUGUAUGCGUUGACUCAGUAUGAGUUGAACUUCAAGGUGAGGUCGUCUAUAGAGAGCACCGCUGUGUUUGCCAAAUGCUUACUUACGUUUGUGGGAGUGACUUUGGGGAAAUACUAUUCCGUUCAAAAUCCAAGUGGAAUGGCGGUGUUAUCGUUUCUUUCCGGUCAGUUAGGCUACGCUUUGGUGACUGUUGUUGGCUACUUACGUCACUUCCACUUCCGUGUACCUAAGUCUGGUAAAGUACGUGACAAGGAGAAUAAAUAUUUUCUUGAUCCGGCGUUGAAGAAGCUUUAUUAUACGCUCUUCUUUCAGAUGCUAUUCAAGCUUUUCUUGACGGAAGGAGAUAAAAUCAUGAUGGGUUACUUGUUUGACGUAUCCCAGCAAGGCACUUAUGCCGUUAUCACCAACUACGGGUCAAUCAUAGCUCGUCUUGUGUUUUUACCUGUGGAAGAAAUGCUUAGGAACCUGUUCACGAGAGUCUUUUCUGCCGAAAAGCCAGACACAAAAGCUGCGUAUGCCACUAUGGGCAACUUGUUGGCGUUCUAUGUGUACUUCAGCAUUCUUCUAGUCCUUGGUGGAUACUUCAAUGGAAGUUUCCUUCUCGGGACUUUGCUUGGUAGAAGUGCAGCAUGGAGAAACUCAGACUUGUUCAGUUUAUUCCCCAAGUAUAUCUUGUACCUUCCGUUCAUGGCCUUCAAUGGUAUUUUAGAGGCCUUUCAGAGCAGCAUUUUGAAGCAAAGCCAGAUCAGCAAGUACUCCUAUUUCAUGCUAUUCCUGACCAUUGUUUCCUCUAUCGUUCUGGUGGUGCUAGUGAACGAAUGGAACUACGGACUCACAGGACUUAUCAUAGCCAAUAUCACCUCCAUGACGCUUCGAAUCGCUUACUGUUCAAGAUCUUAUUUGGUAUUUGCCAAAGAAAAGGGAGUCAAUUUAAGCGAUGUUAACGUCUUAACAAGAACUUUCUGGCCUAUAGCCUACUCCAUUUUUGCAUAUAUCCUUCAAGUCCAGGUAAUUGGCCCCAGAAGCAGCACAUUUAAAGAUUUCCUUAUCAGUGGAGCCAUUUGCUUUUCGUGUCUUUUGGUGUUCCUCUUCAACGAAAAGAAUGCCAUUAAAGACCAAAUUGUCACCACCAUGAGACGCAGCAGGGGCUUCCAGGACAAAAAGACAACUAAUAUAGAUAAUUCACGAGUUACGAAUACAAAGAAUAAAAAUAUCAAAAAAAGAAUGGAGUCUCAGCUCCCAUACUUUACAAUCGGAACCAAAGCCAUAGAACGUGCCGUCCGCUUCGCCUCCACCACGGGUAGCCUACUGUGCUGA
Molecule: messenger RNA, 1734 nt
Organism: Candidozyma haemuli
Lineage: Eukaryota; Fungi; Ascomycota; Pichiomycetes; Serinales; Metschnikowiaceae
Product: glycolipid translocation protein
Exons: 1
Coding region: 1-1734 (577 amino acids)
Biological process (GO): glycolipid translocation; dolichol-linked oligosaccharide biosynthetic process
Cellular component (GO): endoplasmic reticulum membrane
Source: RefSeq, a predicted model, not a curated record